Zootermopsis nevadensis is the source of this 4808-nucleotide messenger RNA. RefSeq names its product toll-like receptor 2. The record is from RefSeq and is a predicted model, not a curated record. Gene Ontology annotation, molecular function: signaling receptor activity; protein binding. Gene Ontology annotation, cellular component: plasma membrane. Gene Ontology annotation, biological process: inflammatory response; signal transduction. Lineage: Eukaryota; Metazoa; Arthropoda; Insecta; Blattodea; Termopsidae.
GUCAACGGAAUGCACUGAUGGAAAUGAAGUCCUCAUAAAUGGGAGUAGAUCUACGCGGCAGUGGCUUGCUCUAAGCAGAGUGGACAUACUCCUGGACAAGUCACAGCAGUCAGACAACAAAAGCGUAUUGGUUUUCUUGGCGUCCCUACCCUACGUACUGUUCUCGUCAAGUAUGAUCGAAGUUAGACUGGAAGCCUCUUUCAACAGCAGCCAGCCCACGGCGUCGGUUACGCUGGAUGAAUCUUGCCUCACAAGGAAAGGGCCUCCUUGUACCACGAGUCUUGAAAUAACUGCGGAGAUGAACAUUCUGGGGGACGGCAAAUUCGACAUAAGUAGUGAGGACUUCUGGACGCCUCUCCGAAAUCUGAUAAGGAAUCGCCUAAAUGGACGCAUUCGUUUGUUACAUCUUGUCCAAGGGUCUAGUAAACUGGACAUCAUCAGCGAAAUUCUUCCUAAUCUGCACGGUUUUGGAAUUGAGGAUCUGAUGUUAGUUGGUGCGCACUGGUCGCACCUCCAGAGAAAGCACCUUCGAAACAUACCGGCCCUCAAAGCACUCAACUUAUCCGGAAAUGGUAUAACCACCAUAGAAAACAAUGUCUUCGAGUCAACACCAAAUAUCGAGCGUUUGGAUCUCUCGAAGAAUCGCAUCGAAUAUUUGCCCGACAGCAUCUCGUCGCUGAGGAAACUGGAAGUACUAGACCUUUCCAGAAACCCUCAGCUACACGUGGAAAACAUCUCUAGUAAACUGAAGAGUGUCAUCAAUCUCAGUUGGUUGAAUUUAUCAAAAGUGCCACUGAAAUCCUUAGAGACUCUCAGAUAUUUCGCCCAGUACAAAAAUGACACGGAACACAAUAAAAUUCCAUUCCAACUUUUGGGAAUUAAUUUGAGUGGUUGUGAUAUCACAAUUUCCGAAGAUGACGUUACGUUCUUUGACCUUAUGCCUUCCCUUAUGCAUAUUGAUCUGUCACGCAAUCACCUCUCCACGUUACCGCCAAAUAUUUUCCGUUCACAAAAAAAUUUAAAAUCACUCAAUUUAGCGUCAAACGUUUUGAUCAACGGAUUUAGACUUGAAACAGCUGAGAUACAAGGUUUAAACCUGCUUGAUUUAUCAAAUAAUAAAUUAUCAAAUUUGGAAAGUAUAUAUAUAUCAGGAACAGUUGAGGAAAUAAAUUUAUCUGAAAAUGCAGUGUCAGAGUGGAGCAAAAACGACGUAUUUUUGAAGGCUGGCGGUUAUAAUCAGUCGUGGGUAAAGCGACUCAAUUUAACAUACAACGCGAUUACAACAAUUUCGGAAUACAUGAGCAAUUCCCUUUUAUUUUUAGACAGCGUUGACCUUGGACAAAAUCCUUUAAACUGUGACACGUGUGAAAUACAACCACUCCAGAGGUGGCUCCGUCAACAAAAGAACACUAAAAUUUUCAAUCUGGGAACCACAGACAAUUUGAUCUGUGGUGGGUCAAGAAGCAAACGAAGAGAAAUCAUCAAUGUGUCAUUAAACAGCACAUGGUGCUUGUCAGUUGCAGCUGAAGACAAAUUUGACCCGGUUUUAGUUACUGGGUUACCACUGACAGUUGUCAUGGCACUGAUACUGCUGACAGCCAUCGCCAUGUAUGGGUACAGGUUUGAGAUUGCUUACGUAAGGCACCUCAUCAACAUCAGACGACAGAGGCAUCUCAGGGAAAAUGAGCCCAUAGGCCAGUACCACUACGACGCUUUCGUCUCUUACAGUGUCGCUGACAGAGACUGGGUGAUCAAAGAGCUGCAACCCCAGCUGGAGGAAGGUCCUGAGAAGUACCACCUAUGUCUGCACGAGCGAGACUUUGUUCUGGGCUCCAUAAUUGCUAACAAUAUUGUGGACUGCAUGAGAAACAGCAGAAUUACUCUGGUUAUUCUGUCCCCUCAUUUCGUCAGAAGCCAGUGGUGCAGAUGGGAGCUGGAAGUUGCGAACCACAAACUAUUUGAAGACGAUCGUGAGUUCCUGGUUCUGGUGGAGCUGGGGAGGCUGGAUAGGAGAGAGCUUCCCCAGCAUCUUUCCUACCUUCUGGACACCAGGACCUAUCUCGAGUGGCCGGAAGGACCUGGGCCCCACCCCGGUGCCUGGAGAAGACUCAAAUACGCCCUUGGAGAGAGCUUGUACCAAAAGAGAGCAAGACGGCAGGCUAACCAGGACGACAGUAAAUUAGCCAGAUCCUGUGACUAGGGUGGUCUUUUUGUUAAAAUUCUAGUAAAAUAUUCAGAAUGUGAAAAACUAAAUUGCUUCAUCACUCAAAUAUGCCUAUAAUUUUAAAUAUUUAUAUUACCAGCUAGAAAAAUAUUAAUUUAAUCAAUACCACAAUAUACAAUCUUUUUUAAAAUAGUAUCUUUUGUUACACUUUAAAGCCCAGUAAUAACUACUUCAUUUAAUAAUCACUGACUCAAAAUUUUGUAUUUAUGGAUUUCUUAUGACUUUCAGUGUAAACAUAUAUUUCUUUAAACAACAUUAAACAGUUGUAGUGGGGAUUGAAUUCUUAAAAAUUAUUUCAAUGAGCUUUGGCUCUUUCCAUUUCUCAUCGCUCCACCUUUUCUAUUUCCGAACGCCUUAACUAUUUUUCAAUUAAUCUUUACUAUUGUAGAAGGGCAAGCGGGCACCGUCUGGAAAACUCAGCCAAAUCAAAAAUGUGCCCCACUGAUCUAUGGCAGAGCACGGAAUCAUCACGUAGUUUGCAUGUCACUGACCAAGUGACGCCAAAAUAUGUAGGAUUCAAGGCAUUAUAGGAAAUACUGAAUAUAAAAAUUGAUUUAAAAGCUCGGGCAAUGAAGUGGAAUUUAUAGUCUGGUCAUUCCGCCCCAACACUGCGAGUUUAAAUAUAACACAGUAACAUGUGGAUUGCUGAAACAAACUUCUCACCGUUUCUUUCCACUUAUUAUGAAUAAUUUAUAUGGUACACAAAACUCAGAGAACUACAGACUAGUGUGCAAUGAAGUUCUGUGUUUCUCGUACUGAAUUAUUUAUGAUCUAAAAGAACAUCUUUCUGCUACUGAAGUUUUGUGUACAGUCCAUGGUCAUGAUCCUGUCACUGAUUGCCUUUUGUAUAUGAAUAAAAUAUUUACACGAAAAUCCUAUAUUUUUCCGAAAAUACUUAUAUUUAUCUCAUUGUGUUCUGAUAAAAUAACUUACGGUCUCAACAAUCAAAACUCAACAUUAGUCCUUAUGCUGCUGUUAUGUUAAUGAUUUUCGCCAUCUGAUAAGAUUAUACUCCAUUGUCAUUAUUUACAUAGAUUUGUUCGUAUCCUUGUGGCCGAUUAAGUAGGAUAAGAAAUAAAAAUGCGUAGUAGGCUACAGUGGACAGAGGACGGAGACUGAAGAAUCCAAUCGAGGGCGAGGUAAUUCUCUAAGGAGCCGUCACUACACUCACAGGAGCAAUAAAUCACUCAUUGUAGAAAUUCUCGUUAGAGCCCUGACGACAGUCUGGCAUUGAAUUCGCCAGCAAAUGUACCAGUCAAUCAGAGUUCUCCACCACCUGUUCUGUCUCUGUCGGUUCCGUAAAGUGGCGCCGACAGAUAAAAGAAUGUCAUCCACCGGAACACGGACCAACUUCUGUCCGCAGUUUCAAUGAUUCUGAUCAAUAACAAGAUCUGGGAAGAACGUAUGACUCUGAGGCUAGGAAGUACUACACAUUUACUAUAAAUUUAUAGGUAUAUUAUGUAAUGAUACAUUUCGAAAAAUCUUAAAUAAAGAAUAAUAUAUGGGGUGGUAAAGAUGAGAAGAUAACAUUAAAAUUACGCAACAGUAUAUAUACACUGCAUUAAAAUGCCCGGUACAGUCCACCAACUCGGCGCUAUUCCAAGACGUGCAUCGUCCUUGACCGCUCUAACAAUGAUAUUUUGGGUUCGAACCACGCUCGAGGUACAGGUGUUCGUUUUUACCUUUGUUUUAUUUGUAAAUAAAGGCAGCGCCUUGUCCAAAGUCUGGUAUAUUAAAUAAAAUACUAACUCUUACUCUGUUAAGUAGAAAAAAGGACACAUAAGUUACAACAUUACAACAUUCCACGCUGCUAUGUCUGUACAGUCUGAUAAUUCGAAUUUGAUUUUACUGAACGCGCAGGUUGGAGGGGCAGAAACUUUGUGCUCUAACAAUGAAGAACCAGUUUGCAAAGUUAGGAAAUUUGCUUGCGGUCCAAUAACAUCUCGAACUGCACAGUUCUGUAAUACUAGUACGGUCCAGCCAACUCAUUAAUUAUGUCAGCUGUUCAAGGAAGGUACGACGACAAUGCACCACUCCUUCUGAAUAUAUUCAGCCUAGAUUUGCAUGGCCAUUACCUCGGCUACAGCAAACCGUGUACUGCAUAUUUGGAGACAAUAUGAAGAAAACGAGAGUAAGGAUUUCUCUGUUUAUGCCCGUCACAUAAAACGACGUCCAUAAAAACGUCUCUUUAGCUCAAAACGUUACGACAUUGAGGGGGGGGGAAACGGGUCACACGAAGAAAUUGUUUCCGGGUACUACAAAUUUAAUGGCAGAAGCACUGAUGAAAGUAUACCGUGCAGAUCACCAAGAGUACACAUCCAACUGGUGUUUAAUCUUUGCAACCGAAGAUAAUUUACACAAUAUUUAAGAAUUCAGUCCGUACCUCACAGAAAACAACACUUAUCCAUUACAAGGACGAAAUGAUUAACGCUAUCUACGGAAAUGAUCGCUGUUAGCAAUAAGAUUAUUAAGAAACCUACGAAUACAAAAUGCAGAGUUAAUGUGAAUUAAAGUUGGUGCUACAUUAGUUUUCUCUGGGCUUUACGAGGUUAAGCAGAUUAAAACACUGACUAAAAACUGGAAA